Messenger RNA from Hypanus sabinus (Atlantic stingray), 1704 nucleotides. Its product is annotated as CD151 antigen-like. Lineage: Eukaryota; Metazoa; Chordata; Chondrichthyes; Myliobatiformes; Dasyatidae. The record is from RefSeq and is a predicted model, not a curated record. Gene Ontology annotation, cellular component: membrane. The coding region runs from base 165 to 929 and encodes 254 amino acids. The transcript has 8 exons.
UGUGGAAUGUGGGUGGGGCAGAACGGCAUUGAGACUGAACGGGAAAUGUGCAAAAGGAAUCCUUGGUUCAGGCUGCUUAGCGGAGGCUUUGAUCGGUGAUGAGAGUCCGUCACCUCUCUCUCUCUCCCAUGCACGUCGUCUCGGUCAACAAUUGGUGAGGGAGGAUGGGUGAGUACGUGGACAAGAGGGACACCUGUGGGACCAUCUGUCUCAAAUACCUGCUCUUCAUCUUCAACUUCUUCUUCUGGCUGGCCGGGGGUGUGGUGAUGGCUGUUGGCAUUUGGACCCUGGCCGAGAAGAGCGACUACAUCAGCCUAUUAUCCUCCAGCAUCUAUGCAGCCACCGCCUACAUCCUGGUGGUGGCCGGCGCAGUUGUCAUGCUGACCGGGAUCCUCGGUUGCUGCGCCACCUUCAAGGAGAGGAAGAACCUACUUCAGUGGUAUUUUGCUUUACUGCUGUUCAUCUUCCUGCUGGAGAUCCUGGCUGGCAUCUUGGCAUACAUCUAUUACCAGCAGCUGAGUGAUGACCUGAAGACAAACCUGAGGGUGACAAUGAUUGAGAAGUACCGGGUAGCCGGGAAUGAGAAGAUCACCAAGGCCGUCGACAAACUGCAGCAGGAGUUCCGUUGCUGUGGGAGCAACAACUCACUGGACUGGAAUGACAGCGUUUGGGUGAAAUCUUCCAACGCCGGGGGUCGUGUCGUUCCUGACAGCUGUUGCAAGACGAGAACCACCGGCUGUGGCAAGAGAGACCACCCAUCCAAUAUCUACAAGGUGGAGGGGGGCUGUAUCACCAAGCUGGAGGGAUUCAUCAUGGCGCACCUGAAGAUCAUCGGGGCAGUGGGAAUCGGCAUUGCCUGUGUCCAGAUUUUCGGGAUGAUUUUCACCUGCUGUCUGUACCGCAGCCUCAAGGAAGACACACCGUACUAAAGCCCGGGCAAACCUUCCUAAGUUCCUCCCUUCCUAAAACCCAACACACUCCAGCCCCUUGCUCUCCUCCUGCCACUUCUGGCCCCACACUCUCCCUCUGCUUUCCUGGCGCCGGCCCCCUGCCCUGCAGCCAUAAGGCACGGUUACGAUCGGGACCCAGGAUAUGAACUGAUGGCUCCUCUUCCGGGCUCUGAACUCCUGGGGGUCAAACCCGGCCUUCCCGGAGCGGGCCCCGGGAUCCAGGCUACCGAUUCCCUCGGGUCACACCGCUUCACCCAUGAACUUUUGACCCACCAGGAGUGUCCGUGCCCCCAGAACAGGCCUGGCACUCCCUCCCCACCAGCCGAUCCCCGGCCCCUCCUGGGACUGACUCCUGUUGAUAGCACAGGUGGGUGGUGGGUGGUCUCGGAGCUCCUGGACGAGCGGGGGAGGGGGCGAAGAAGCGGCAGCUCAGGCUUGCCGUCCCCAGUGAAGCUCAGCCAGGAUAGCAACCCUCAUGCCAGCAGGCAGAAGGGUGUCAGGCUGCUCUGUGGGCUGGCAGAGGGGAUGGGGGGUGGGGGCCACGCUGGCAGAGACCAGUGUGUCACUAACACAGAGCCUAGCUGUAGCACGAGUUGCCUCUGCUGGGAGUGUGGGAGCAGAGAACAGUAUGGGCAGUGGAGAGCCUGUAACCCAGCUGUAACAGCAUUGCUGCCCACAGGGACAGCUCACUGCCCCCCGCCUUGUAUUUUUUUAUAUAUAUUUACUGAGGAGAAUAAAACCAGAUCUAACACUG